AUGCGCUGGAUAGGAAAGAGGAUCACGCGUCGACAAAUGCACGAUACUCACCUCUCGCAAAAAGUGGUUGUGGAUAAGGAGACGAGCCAAGGCAGGUUUGGCGGGACAAAUCAUGUUAUCACGGCGUUGGACGGGGACCAGGGCGUUUUCGGACACAUUGAUUUUCAUGUUUUUUCCAUGGUUCUAGUGCGAAGGAGCGGCAUCGGUCGCAGUUGGAGUGUUAUUCGGGAUGAAGCAAGCGAUAGGCCGAAGGAUGACGUAACAGGAGCACCUCGUCAGACGCUGCCCUUAAGUCAAUACCUAGCGAGACUGACUUCAUUUACAUUUUUUGCCUCGACAAUCGUAUGUACGCUGUUCAGUCUUCUGCCAAGUUUCCUCCCAGAAUCUCGAACCUGCAUCUCGACGACUUAUACGAGCUGCCUCGCCCUGGAAUGGAGUCCAGUCCGCGGACACAGUAUCAACUCCCACAUCGGAAUCCAACUUCGCACCUCCGGUUGGUUUCCUUUCUUGGUGCAAGCAAACAAUGUUCCUAAUCAAGACCUGCGCGCCGGCCGGCAGAAAACGCCACCAGAUGCGUUUUACAACCCUUGGCCCUCGAGGCAACAUUGCGAAAUCCUGACGAUUUCUAAGGAGAAGACCCCAUGUCGUUGCUCGGGCCAAACUGCUCUGGCUGGUUCAACUUACAUAUCACGAGUCUCCGCCUUGGAGAUGUGCUUCCUGUGGACGCAAAAUGCUUCGACGCAUCACAUUGGCAAGCUAGGGAUUGGCAUGCCUCCUGACAACUUUGGCGAUGCCGCCUUACUUGCCGUCAGAUUGCAUCCUGUCGCCAAGGUCCAUGAUCAUUUCCUCCUAGGCUUCAGCAAAACUGGUCAAGACGCACACAACAAUCGGGGCAGCUAUCAGCACCACGGUUUAGGCAUAGGCCGCAUUCCCUUCUCGUCGACAGGGGCUAUCUCGGACUCUGCAAGCUUGUUGAAAAAACUUGACAGGGCUGUAAAUAAGAGACUUUCCGGCGAGCAGGGUCUUGCUGACGAAAGGGUGUUCUUGUUCCAUCUUGAAAACGGGUUUGCAAGCCACUUGCCAUUGUCCUCGAAAGCCAGCUGGGAUUCGACAACACGUCGAUCCCCGCCCAUUGUCAAUAACAAUGGCCGUAAGGCCGGCCAAAGAAAUGCGGAGCUGCUGAAAUCGCCAACGACUGGCGGAGCCAAAUUGCAUGGCAAGGCGACGUUCAAUGCAGUCCUCCGUCCGCAACAAGGAGGAAACUCCGGAAUCUUUUGGAAUCGAGACUCGAUGCAGACAUUUGCCUAUCUGGCAUACGGCCGAAGAAAAGAGGCCCUGCAUCAAGGCUGUAUCAUUCAACUCUGGCCCUUGCUUUGCCAAUGCAGUGGAGAUCCGGAAACAAUGGUACCCAUGGAUCGUGUACCCAGGGUGCCCAGGAACCCACCACAACUAACGGUCUUCUCUCUUCUCUCCCUCACCCUCCUCUCCACCAACAGCAGCCAGCGGCGUGGCGGCCCCCCUCCCAGUUUGAUGGCAGGGGUCAAGUCAAAUGGACGAGAGCGGCUGGUCCAGACUGAUGAGAUCGUGCUACCGAGGGCCAAGCAAGCAUGGUUCAUCACAUUUACUGCGCCAGCAACAAAUUACAUCACAUAUCCAAAUCUUCAUAAUUAG
This is a messenger RNA of Colletotrichum lupini, 1671 nucleotides long. RefSeq lists its product as uncharacterized. NCBI's taxonomy places the organism in Eukaryota, Fungi, Ascomycota, Sordariomycetes, Glomerellales, Glomerellaceae. The coding region runs from base 1 to 1671 and encodes 556 amino acids. The record is from RefSeq and is a predicted model, not a curated record. The transcript has 10 exons.